UUAAGAACAUUAUACACGCUGGAAGAAAGAUGGAAAACAUCAGGAUACACACCAAGGCCAAUCCAAUGGCCAAAGCCACAAUCCUCGGCAAAUUUUUAACUUUCUGGUGGAUGAACAAUUUCUUCAGUAAAGGAUACAGGCAUCCCAUUGAUAACUCAGAUAUCUAUAAAAUUCUGCCUGAAGAAGAGGCUAAAGGACUCGCUGAUAGACUUGAAAAACUUUGGAAUGAAGAACUGAGAGAUGCCCAGAGGAAGAGUAGAAAACCCCGGCUCAGAAAUGCUUUCAUUAAGUUCUUGGGAGUCCGCUAUUUCAUGCUUGCUAUUUUUCCAAUAAUUGAGGAAGGAUUGAAAGUUUCAGCUCCUCUGCUUAUUGGCAGACUUCUCAGUUACUUCCAACCAGAUCCAGCCAUAAGUCACACUGAUGCGUACAUUACAGCUGCACUUCUUUCUUUGUGUGCAUUUUCUGAAGGAGCCUUACAUGCUCCCAAUUUUUUCAUCAAUCAAAGGUGCGGUUUGCAUUUGAGGCUAGCUGCAGGGUCGCUCAUAUAUAGAAAGGCACUGCGACUAGGUCAUGUGUCUUUUAUCAAAACAACAACUGGUCAAAUAGUGAACCUUGUUACUAAUGAUAUACAAAGACUGGAGUGGGUGACAAUAUUUUUUCAUUAUACCUGGGUUGCUCCAUUGAUGGUUGUUGUCAUAGCAAUCCUUUGUUGGCGUGAAAUUGGAAUCUAUAUCCUGCCUGGUAUUUUCCUUUUCCUGCUUCUGGGCCCUUUUCAAGUCUAUGUUGGUAGAUUCUUUGCCAAAAUGAGAUCCAAAACAGCUGUCCUAACAGAUGAAAGAAUUAAGAUGAUGAAUGAAAUUAUAUCAGGGAUGAGAGUUAUUAAAAUGUACACUUGGGAAGAGUCUUUUGCCAAGCUGGUGGCAGAAAUCCGAAGGAAAGAAACCAAAAUGGUGAAGCACACUUCUUUUUAUCGAGCAAUCAAUUGUGCAUUUUAUCACUCUGCAUUGGCAAUUAUAAGCUUGGUAGUUUUUACUGUGUACGUGAUGACUGGCCAUAUCUUAACAGCAGAGAGAGUGUUUGUUGUUUUGGGACUACUCAUGGCUGUGAGGGUUUGCUUUACAUUGUUCUUUUCUCUUGGUGUGAUGUAUCUCAAGGAAUCAGCUGUUUCAGAGAAGCGUGUGCAGGCAUUCUUAGAGUUGGAAGAAAGAGAGCCAAGUGUGUCUAAUGUCAUUGAAAAUGGUGUUAGCAGCAAAGACAAUGUACCACUUCUGAAGUUGGAAGGAAUCACAGCAUAUUGGGACAAAUCUUUAAACCCCACACUGAAGGACAUUUCUUUAGAGGUGAAACAGGGAGAGCUUCAUAUUGUUGUUGGGCCUGUGGGUGCUGGAAAGUCUUCACUUUUGAUGACUAUCCUCGGUGAAUUGCCAGUUUCUGAAGGCAUCAAAAAGGUUCAUGGAAGAGUGGGCUAUGCCUCUCAGCAGGCCUGGAUAUUCAAUGCAACAGUGAAAGAAAACAUUCUGUUUGGCCAGGAUUUUGAUGAGGAUCGGUACCAACAAGUUAUUGAGUGUUGUGCUCUAAAAAAGGACUUGGAGCUUUUCCCUAAAGGUAAUUCAACCAUUGUUGGCGAAAGGGGUUUGGUGCUUAGUGGUGGACAGAAGGCUCGCAUUAGUUUAGCAAGGGCUGUUUAUCAUGAUGCAGAUAUCUACCUCCUUGAUGAUCCUUUGAGUGCUGUAGACACACACGUUGGCAGAGAACUGUUUGAUAGGUGCAUCAUUGGUUUGCUAAAGGAUAAAAUCUGUGUACUGGUAACUCACCAGCUACAAUACUUAAAAGAUGGUACUUCAAUAUUAUGUUUGCAAGAGGGCUGUUGCAUAGGUCAAGGUACUUAUUCAGACUUGGCCAAUUCUGGUCUUGAUGUACAGUCUCUUGUCUCCUUACCCGAGUCUGAUGAUGACAGUGCCAUUGAGGCUGAUGAUAUUGAAGUAAAGGAAAAAGAAGGGGGUAACACCACUCAAGCAAAUGCUGUAAAAGCCAAGAAUUCAUCUGAAAUAAAAGCCGCGGUAAAAGAAGAUCGCCAUACUGGGACAGUGACUUGGAAAGUGUACUUUGAUUACUGGAAGGCGGGAGCUGGAUUUCUUAAGGGACUGAUCCUCGUGCUACUUGUCAUUUGCACCCAGGCAGUAGUCAUGCUUUCAGAAUGGUGGCUCGCUCAUUGGGCGGAUGAAGAAGAAAGACGCGCCUUCGAAGCCGAAAUUCUUCCAAGCAACUCAACAAUUCAGGCGGAGGACCUUGAUAAAUUCAGGAAACAGAACAUUUCUAUAUAUGCUGGCCUUGUGGUUGGUACAUUCAUUCUAGCAUAUGCAAGUGCAGGUGCCUUCCUCUUUAUUGCUGUGUCUGCAUCGCAGAACCUUCAUAAUAACAUGUUCAGGAAGCUUCUUGGCGCGACAAUAUAUUUUUUUGAUACAAAUCCUGUUGGACAAGUGUUAAACAGGUUUUCAAAAGACAUUGGUCAGAUGGAUGAUCUUCUACCUUACACAUUUUAUGAUUACUCUCGGCUGAUGCUGCAGGCAUUUGCAGUCCUCAUGCUGAAUGUGGUGUUUGUGCCAUACUUGCUGGCAGCAGCUAUACCCAUCGUGCUUCUGUUUCUGUUCAUACGUCACUACUACUUAAAGACCGCCAGGGAAGUUAAACGUAUCGAAGCAAUGAACCGGAGUCCAUUUUAUUCCCACAUAUCCACCAGUCUUCAAGGCCUGACCACCAUCCGAGCUUACAGAGCAGAAAAUCGAUUCAAGAAUCAAUAUGAUGUGUACCAAGAUAACCAUACGGCUGCUUGGUUCCUGUUCAUGACUGGAUCGCGGUGGCUUGGAGCCAGGCUCGACUUCAUAUGCACAGUGUUUAUUGCCUCAGCAGCAUUUAGUCCACUUUUUCUGGCUGAAGGUGGAAUUCGUAUGUCUGCAGGAAUAGUCGGCUUAACCCUGACUUACGCCAAGAUGUUAACAGGAGGGUUUCAAUGGUGUGUGCGACAGAGUGCUGAAGUGGAAAAUCUUAUGACUUCAGUGGAGCGUGUUAUAGAGUACUCAAAGUUGGAACAGGAAACCCAAUCCCACGACAAAACUGUUUCAGUACCAGGCAGUUGGCCUCAGUAUGGGAUAAUUACAUUUGAGAGCUUUUACUACAGACAUCAUCACACAAUGCCUCAAGUCUUAAAGAAAUUAAACUUGUGCGUACGGGCGCAAGAAAAGGUCGGUGUUGUGGGCAGAACUGGAGCUGGUAAAUCAUCAUUAAUGGCGGCGUUAUUCAGGAUGGCUGAACCAGAAGGCACAGUUCGUAUAGACGCUGUUCCCAUCACGGAUGUUUCAUUACGUGACUUGAGAAGCAGCCUAUCCAUCAUUCCACAGGACCCCAUCCUAUUUAGCGGAAGUCUACGGAAAAAUUUGGAUCCUUUUAAUCAAUACAAUGAUACAGAAGUUUGGAAUGCCUUAGAAGAGGUGCAACUCAAGGAAACAGUUACUGAAUUGCCUGAUGGUCUGAACACUAAACUAACGGAGGGAGGCUCGAAUUUCAGCGUUGGACAGCGGCAGCUUGUAUGUCUAGCGCGCGCGGUCCUGAAGCACAACAAAAUACUUAUCAUUGACGAAGCAACAGCGAAUGUAGAUCACACCACGGACGCUUUGAUUCAGGAAACGAUUCGCAGCAAGUUCCAAAGCUGCACAGUACUCACUAUUGCUCACAGACUUAACACUAUCAUGGACUCUGACAGAGUAAUGGUACUUGACGAGGGGAGACUUGUCGAGUUUGACGAACCUUACCUUUUGCUCCAGAAAGAGGACAGUCUGUUUUCGCAAAUGGUGGAACACACAAGCAAACAUUUGGCGACAAACCUAUAUGAAGUGGCGCGCCAGUCAUUCUUUUUGAGACACAAACUCAGCGAUGAUGACGACCUACUAGAUAUGUUACCGAAAGUCAAAGUUGAAAGUCCGUUACAGGAACUGAAUAUUGACAAUAGCAGAACGCCUUCACCAAUUUUAAGAUCUAGUUCCUCCUUAGAAAAAGAGAGAUUACUGUAUGAAACAACAGUUUGACUUCUUAUGUAUCACAUAACAGUUUGACUUACUAUGCAUCAAACAACAGUUUCACUUACUAUGCAUUAAACAACAGCUUCACGUAUUAAACCAGA
Molecule: messenger RNA, 4177 nt
Organism: Pocillopora damicornis (cauliflower coral)
Lineage: Eukaryota; Metazoa; Cnidaria; Anthozoa; Scleractinia; Pocilloporidae
Product: ATP-binding cassette sub-family C member 4
Biological process (GO): transmembrane transport
Cellular component (GO): membrane
Molecular function (GO): ATP binding; ATP hydrolysis activity; ABC-type transporter activity
Source: RefSeq, a predicted model, not a curated record